AGGGUACGUUGCAUUGAUGUCGCAGCAUUGGCUUAGCUUGCGGAUACCCUCCAGCACCAUCCACGUCCUUCGCGACCUGGGAUCGACUGCGCUUCGAUGGCGAAGAAGAAGGUCAUGGUGGACGUGAUCAGCGAUGUGGUCUGACCCUUCUGCUGGAUCGGCAAGCGGAACCUGGAGGGCGCCAUGAAACAGUGCCCGGACCUCGACUUCGAGGUCCGGUGGCUGCCCUACCAGCUGAAUCCUUCUGCAUCUCAGGAGCCCCAGAGCCGCAUCGAGGCCUACCAGAAGAAGUUCGGGAAAGGCAUUGAGGAGGUGAAGGCCAUGGGGGGCUUCAUGAAGUCCAAGUUCGACGCUGUGGAACUCCCCUUCAACUUCACCGACAAAGCCAAGAUCAGCAACACCUUCGACGCGCACCGUGUGCUGACUGCUGCCUUCAAGCAGGGGGGCGCGGCGGCCCAGGACAAGGCGGCGGAGGUGCUGUUCGAGGCCUACUUCGCCGCGGAGAAGGCGCCCAACGACCCGGAGGCGCUGAAGAAGGCGGCGGCCGCCGCCGGCCUCGCGGAGAACGUGCUGGACAAGAGCUUCGCGGCAGAGGAGACCAAGGAGGAGAUGAAGGUGGGUCAGCAGCUCUCAGC
Messenger RNA from Effrenium voratum, 635 nucleotides. NCBI's taxonomy places the organism in Eukaryota, Dinophyceae, Suessiales, Symbiodiniaceae. The record is from the annotation of a GenBank genome assembly.